AUGGCGGACGGGGAGCGAUCGCCGCUGCUGCCGCCCGAGGCGGGGCCGGGCCCGGGCGGGGCCGCGGCCGCCGGCGGUGCGGGGGCGGGUCCGGGCGAGGCCCCGCCCCCUUACUCGCCGUUGGGCAGCCCCGAGGCGCCGGGGGCGGGGCCUCCGGCGGUCACGUGCCGCGUGUGCCAGCGGCCAAUCAGCGUCGAGGGGAAGACGCACCAGCACGUGGUCAAGUGCGGGGGGUGUGGCGAGGCCACGCCAAUCAGGACGGCGCCCGGCGGGAAGAAGUACGUGCGGUGCCCGUGUAACUGCCUGCUGGUGUGCCGGGCCUCGGCGCAGCGCAUCGCCUGCCCGCGGCCGUACUGUAAGAGGAUCAUCAACCUGGGCCCGGUGCAGACGGGCGCGCCCAGCCCUGACCCCGCCCCCGGGGGCGUGCGCGUGGCCUGCGCCCACUGCGGGGGGCCCUUCCUGUGGGCGGAGCUCCCCGAGCGCUCAUUGGCUCGCUGCCCGCACUGCCGCAAGGUGUCUGCGAUUGGCCGGCGGUUCCCACGGCGACGCUGCCUCUGCUGCCUAUUGGCCGCCCUGCUGAUGGGCGGGGCCGCGGCCGGGCUGGCGGCCGGCACGUGGUGGGCGUGGCGCCGGGGGGCGCGGUGGGUGCCGGCGGCGUGCGGCGCUGGGGCGGGGCGCGGGGCGUGUCUGCUGCGCGCGGCCUAUUGGGGCUGCGUGCGCGUCAGCCAGCCCCUCCCACCGCGCGCCUGACCACGCCCACCCGCCCGGACACGCCCCUCUCCCGGUGGGACACACCCUUUUCCUCGCGGGACACGCCCACUUCUUCAUGGGACACGCCCCUUUUCAUCAAAGGACAUGCCAGUGGGCGUGGCUUGUCACUAUGAUGUCACACAGCCACGCCCCUUCGCCAUUGGACGACUCAUCCCCUUCCGGCCCCGCCCCUUCUUUAUUUUGCAUGGUCCCGCCCCUUUCCCGCAUGUGCCCGCCCACUUGUACAUAAGCCCCGCCCCCUUUCCGUGUACAGCGUUAUUUAUUGGCCACGCCCACCGAGGGGGCGUGGCCGCAUUGUAAAUAAACCCGAAACCGGCAUU
Messenger RNA from Camarhynchus parvulus, 1091 nucleotides. It is a transcript of the gene PIP4P1, whose product is annotated as phosphatidylinositol-4,5-bisphosphate 4-phosphatase 1. Gene Ontology annotation, molecular function: phosphatidylinositol-4,5-bisphosphate 4-phosphatase activity. Lineage: Eukaryota; Metazoa; Chordata; Aves; Passeriformes; Thraupidae. Gene Ontology annotation, biological process: phosphatidylinositol dephosphorylation. The record is from RefSeq and is a predicted model, not a curated record. The transcript is spliced from 7 exons. Gene Ontology annotation, cellular component: plasma membrane; late endosome membrane; lysosomal membrane. Bases 1 to 750 code for a protein of 249 amino acids.